AGGAGAAGAAGAAGAAGUCUAUGGAGGCAAGAUGGCAGCCGCGGCAGUGGCUGAGUUUCAGAGAGCACAGUCUCUUCUUGGAACAGACCGGAAUGCCUCUAUCGAUAUCUUACAUUCAAUAGUGAAACGGGACAUCCAGGAGAGUGAUGAGGAGGCGGUGCGUGUUAAAGAGCAGAGCAUCCUGGAGCUUGGUGGGCUACUGGCCAAGACUGGACAAGCUGCAGAGCUCGGAGGUUUGCUUAAGUAUGUACGGCCCUUCCUCAACUCUAUCUCCAAGGCCAAGGCAGCCCGGCUGGUCCGCUCCCUGCUGGACCUGUUCCUGGACAUGGAAGCUGCCACGGGUCAGGAGGUCGAGCUCUGCUUGGAGUGCAUAGAGUGGGCCAAGGCUGAGAAAAGGACCUUCCUCAGACAGGCCCUAGAGGCUCGUCUCAUCUCACUGUAUUUCGACACAAAGUGCUACCAGGAGGCACUACAGCUGGGCUCCCAGUUGCUGCAGGAGCUGAAAAAGAUGGACGACAAAGCCCUACUGGUGGAAGUCCAGCUGCUGGAAAGUAAAACAUACCAUGCGCUCAGUAACCUACCCAAGGCCCGUGCCGCCCUUACAUCUGCUAGAACAACCGCCAACGCCAUCUACUGCCCACCCAAACUACAAGCAGCAUUAGACAUGCAGUCAGGGAUCAUUCAUGCAGCAGAGGAGAAAGAUUGGAAGACCGCUUACUCUUACUUCUAUGAGGCAUUUGAAGGCUACGACUCCAUCGACAGCCCCCGAGCCAUUACAGCCCUUAAAUACAUGCUGCUCUGCAAAAUCAUGCUCAGCGCGCCAGAGGAUGUGCAGGCCCUAAUCAGUGGCAAACUAGCACUGCGAUAUGCUGGAAGACAGACCGACUCACUGAAAUGUGUCGCUCUAGCCAGUAAGAACCGAUCGCUUGCAGACUUUGAGCAGGCGCUAACAGAGUACAAAGCAGAGCUGAGGGAUGACCCCAUCAUUAGCACCCAUCUGACCAAGCUGUACGAUAACCUGCUGGAGCAGAACCUCAUCAGGGUCAUCGAACCUUUCUCCAGAGUCCAGAUAGCACACAUUUCCUCCCUCAUCAAACUUUCAAAGGGAGAUGUGGAGAGAAAAUUAUCACAGAUGAUCCUGGACAAAAAGUUUCACGGUAUUUUGGACCAAGGUGAAGGUGUGCUGAUUGUGUUCGAGGAGCCGGUGGUGGACAAAACAUAUGAAGCGGCCCUGGAGACCAUUCAGAACAUGAGCAAAGUGGUCGACUCGCUCUACAACAAAGCCAAGAAGCUCACAUAAGAGAGAAUGAAACCAUUGGACCUCCUUUCUGGAGCAAUGCGGGCCAGUCAAACCUCUGUUGAUUGAUCAGUUCAACCUGGAAGGGACGAAGGGAGGAGGAUGAGGAGAUUCUGAACACUUUAUGACCCAGCAAGCAAACAAACAGACCAGCUGAUUACUGAAGACAACUUAAUCAGAACAACAAACUGACUGGGUGGACAUGCUGCUCCUCUUUGUCCGCCUGCACACUUCUUCUCUCUCUCCUUCCUGUCUCCUCCUUCCAAUCUGACUGGGGUUGAUCUGACACAACAUGGACAAAUCCAGGCACUGUGCCCCUCCUCUCUCCUUCCACCACUGGUUUCUACUGUAUGUAAAAUUGGACUUGCCUCCCUCGCCCCACUUUUUUUCCUCUGUUUCUCUCUGCGCUGGCCAUCAGGGAAUCUUGUAAAAUACCAAUAAAGAAUACAUAUACA
Molecule: messenger RNA, 1752 nt
Organism: Cheilinus undulatus (humphead wrasse)
Lineage: Eukaryota; Metazoa; Chordata; Actinopteri; Labriformes; Labridae
Product: 26S proteasome non-ATPase regulatory subunit 11A-like
Exons: 13
Coding region: 32-1300 (422 amino acids)
Biological process (GO): ubiquitin-dependent protein catabolic process
Cellular component (GO): proteasome regulatory particle, lid subcomplex
Molecular function (GO): protein binding; structural molecule activity
Source: RefSeq, a predicted model, not a curated record